AUGGCCACGACUAUUCUCCUCUUUGGAGACCAGACAGACCCGUGGGUUGCUGGCAUUGAGCAGCUCCAGAAGGCCGCUAGCUCAACACCAUGGUUACAAUUAUUCUUAGACGAGCUAGCCGACGUUAUCAAAACGGAAGUUAAGGCUACUACCAUCGAUGCCAAACUACAACAUGCCCUAGGCAAUUUCUCGAGCCUUCAAGAACUCGGCGAAAAAUACCGCAACAUUACCGAUGAACUGGGCGUGGUGCGAACUCUCCUGCUUCAUACCGUAAGAACGGGAUUCCUGCUCCAGUGGGUAAAACGAGAGCCAGAUCUCCUCAACCCCAAUAGACGAGCCGAGUGGCUGGGCUUAUCAGGGGGUCUAAUCAGUCUUGCGGCCUUAGCCAUCUCCAGAGAUUUUGAUUCCCUAUACGAUGCAUGUCUCGAGGUGACCCGGGUGCUUGUGAGGUUUUGCAAGUUCACCUCAGUGAGAUCUAGGGCUGUGGAGGACGGUCCCGGUAACUGGGGCUGGGCAGUACUGGGAAUCCCGAAAGAUGACCUCGCGAAGACUCUGGACCAAUUCCAACAGAGUAUGGGCAUUCAAUCGAUGAAAAGAGCUAAGGUGGGAGUGACGGGAGCUGGGUGGAGCACCAUCAUCGGCCCUCCGUCAGUUUUGGAGCUGUUCAUCAAGCAAUGCCCGACCGUAAAGAGUCUUGCAAAGAAUCCGUUGGAUAUCCAUGCCCUCCAACACACCCUCAACAUUUCGCAGGAAGACCUUGAUUACAUGGUUGGAAACAACUCGACCUUUUUAAGCAAACCGCUUGCUUGCUCAAACCAUCGCAUCUGGGGCCUGGACGAUCCUGAAGCCACUUACACCAACUGGGGAGAUCUACUUAGAGCAGUCUGCUCCCAAGUCUUAUCCCGUCCUUUGGACAUUACACAAGUUUUUAGCAAACUCAACGCCAAGCUUGCUGGGAAUGAUGUUGUCAGAGUGAUCCAAAUGGGGUCCAGCAGUCACGCAAGUUACUUGGCUGCUACUUUGAAGGCAGCGCGAAGGGAUGUUCUGGUCCAAGAUGAACGGCUUCUUCUACAUGGGGAUGAUGGGGAAGUGUUGUCACCACCGGCUGGCCGCAUUGCCAUUGUCGGAAUGGCUGGGCGAGGGCCAGGAUGCGACAACGUCGACGAAUUCUGGGACCUCAUCAUAUCCAAACAAGACCUCUGCCAAGAAGUUCCUAAGGAUCGCUUUGACAUAGACGAUUACUUUUGUCCAGAGCACAAGAAUGAUGACAGAAAGUGCACUAUGACUGGAAAAUUCGGUUGCUUUAUGAACAAGCCGGGUAAUUUCGACUCUCGUUUCUUCCACAUAUCGCCCAGAGAAGCAAUACAGAUGGAUCCAGGCCAUAGGCAAUUUCUCAUGAGUACCUACGAGGCCUUGGAAAUGGCCGGCUACUCAGACGGCCAAACCAGGACGACAGAUCCCCACCGCAUUGCUGCGUUCUACGGCCAGUGUAAUGAUGACUGGCACGAGACUGCACACGCCGCUCUCGGAUGCGAUGCGUAUACAUUGCAAGGGAUUCAGCGUGCAUUUGGUCCUGGACGUCUUGCAUGGCAAUUCAAGUGGGAGGGCCCGACCUACUCGCUCGACUCUGCAUGCGCAUCAACCACGUCCGCCAUCCACCUAGCCUGUAUGAGCCUGUUGUCAAAGGAUAUCGACAUGGCCGUUUCGGGCGCUGGCAACAUUCUGAGUACCCCUCACUCCUUCACCUGUUGCAGCAAGGCGGGAAUAUUGUCUGAUACAGGCAACUGCAAGACUUACCGUGAUGAUGCAGACGGCUAUGCGCGAGGGGACUUUGCUGGCGCUGUGGUGCUCAAACGCCUUGAAGAUGCCGUAGCACAUAAUGACAACAUACUAGCAGUGAUAGCUUCUAGCGGAAGGAAUCAUUCUGGGAACGCGACGUCAAUUACAAAUUCUGACCCCGGGGCCCAGGAACGGCUGUUUCGAAAGGUCAUGCGUAAGGCACACGUCUCUCCAGAUGACAUUUCUUAUGUGGAAAUGCAUGGAACAGGCACGCAAACUGGGGACCCCGCCGAGAUGAGUGCCGUCACAAAUAUUUUCAAGCACAGGCAGCUCGUUGAUGAGCCUGUGGCUGUAGGAAGUUGCAAGGCAAACGUGGGUCAUAGUGAAGCCGCUGCUGGCAUGGCUGAACUGUUGAAAUGCAUUUCCAUGUUCCAGAAGGACACUAUACCACCACAAGCCGGAAUGCCACAUGCGCUCAACCCAAAGUUUCCCUCCCUCUCGGAGCAGAACAUUAUCAUUCCAUCGGAGGCUAUGCGCUUCCACAAGAAGCAGGAGCCUAGACGUAUUCUUCUCAACAAUUUCGACGCGGCAGGAGGCAAUGCUUGCAUGAUCCUGGAAGACUACGUCUCCAUUGAUAAGAAGCAUGCCGUGGAUCCUCGGUCUUGCCAUGUUAUUGCAACCUCGGCCAGAACACAGGCGUCUCACCGUGCAAACCAACGGAAAUUGGUCGAGUGGUUGCGGGAAAACCCAGCUUCCAAGAUUGAAGACGUUGCCUACACAACCACUGCGAGGAGGAUGCAUCACCCCUUCAGAUCCGCCUACGCCGCAUCUACUGUUCAAGAACUGAUCACCAAACUGAAUGCUGAAAUUGAAACAUCAGACACGACGUCAUCAGCCUUACCAUCGUCGCAGAGUUCGCCCAUCGUGUUCGUUUUCACUGGACAGGGAUCUCACUAUGCAGGAAUGGGGUGCGAGUUAUAUAAUACCAGCCCUGCGUUCCACGAGACUGUCAACCUAUGCGUGAGCAUUUGUGAACAAUACGGCUUCCCUCCUUUUCUCAGCCUUAUUGCCAGCACCAAUGUGGACAUGUCAACCAUGUCCACAGCACAGACCCAACUAGCUGUGCUGACACUAGAGAUUGGCCUUGCCGCUUUCUGGAAAUCGAUUGGCCUGCAAGCAUCCACGGUCAUGGGACAUUCAUUGGGCGAGUAUGCCGCUCUACACGUUGCCGGCGUUCUAUCGCUAGCAGACGUCUUGUAUCUGGUUGGCCAGCGAGCUCUUCUGCUUCUUGAGCGAUAUGAGGAGGGUUCCUGUGCCAUGCUUGCCGUGUCCUUGUCUGUGACAGCGGUACAAGACUUCCUAAAAUCUCGGUCACAAUAUUCCUCUUGCACUGUGGCCUGUAUCAACAGCUCAAAUGCCACUGUCAUAAGCGGCACCGCCGAUCAAAUUGACGAGCUCCGGGGAGAGUUAACGGCCCCUUCAAAGGUGCUUUCAGUACCUUUUGCCUUUCAUUCCAUGCAAAUGGACCCAAUAUUGGCCGAAUACAUUUCUCUUGCAGAGGGCGUAACGUACUCAGCCCCUAAAAUUCCGGUGGCAUCGACCCUGCUUGGAUCCAUUGUUGACACAGCCGGAACCUUUAAUGGACAAUACCUCGGACAGCAAACGCGGCAGGCAGUUAACUUUGUUGGCGCCCUUAAUGCAGUCAAGGUGGAGUUUUCUGACCCUCUUUGGGUCGAACUCGGCCCUAACCAGGUGUGCAGCUCUUUUAUCCGAGCUACCUUUCCCACGUCAUCGUCAUCUAAAAAUAUCAUGUCGACCCUCGAGGCUCCGGGGGUUUCUGGCGGGGCUUGGGGCUCUAUAUCCAAAUGCAUUACUGCAGCGUACACGCAUGGCAUUGGGGUUGACUGGCUGGCCUUUCAUGAACCUUACGAAAGAUGCUUGAACAUGUUGACAUUGCCAUCAUACGCAUGGGACAUGAAAGAAUACUGGAUCAGCUACGUUGAGCCAAAUAAAGGCACCCAUCCAUCGCUACACCCUGCCGUCCAGCCUGCCAAAACAGAAAUCAUCUCGACCUGCGCGCAAUAUGUUGUUCAAGAAUCUUUACCUCCCAACAAAGUCCAGGUGACUUUCAGCGCUUCACUUGCAGAACCGGGCUUCAACACCCUAAUUGACGGCCAUCGGAUGGAACAAAUACCAAUCGUUGCUGGAAGUGUCUUCUGCGAAGCAGCCUUUGCAGCUGUCACGUAUACCUUGAAGUCUCUUGGUCGAGAAGAGGAUGCUAAUAUCGUGAAGCUGGCCCUUCUAAGCCCAACACUAUCACGACCAUUGACCAAAAAUCUCGUUGGCUCUGAUGGAGAACUUCUCACAACUGUUGUCAUGGAGGGCCCUUCCAGCGAUAACAUCCGAGUCUCGUGGAAAGCCGCCCCUAGUUUAUCUUCAUCAGAACAUCGUACCUCCUACGAUAUCGGUAGCUGUACAGUGGUGGUUUGUAACAAUUUAAAUGGUCUACAAGCUAGCUGGGACCGAGUGUCUUAUUUUGUCAAAACCAGGAUGGACGAAAUUAUACAGACUGCCAAAGAGGGUCAUGGCCAUAGAUUCCACCCCGAUAUCUUCUACUCUAUUUUCUCCCACACGGUCGACUAUGGUCCUACUUAUAAGUCUGUCAAAGAGGCUUAUAUAUCCAAUGAUUUUUCGGAGGCUGCUGCAGAAGUUGUGCUUCCGGAAAACCCAUUUGGCACUAAAUUUAUAUUCUCUCCCUACUGGGGUGAUAGUAUUGUGCAUCUAGCAGGCUUUACGGUUAAUUCAGAUCCACGAUAUAACCAGACUGCAGCUGGGACAAGUUUCAUAAACAGUGGCUUUGAGAAGUUCGAGCAGACAGCUGCUCUCGAGGCUGGUAAAACGUAUUAUACAUUCGUCCGCGUCCUGAAAACUGGCAAGGAUACCAGAAUAUGUGAGGUUUAUGUCUUUAAUUCGGACUAUAUGCUAGUCGCCCAGUGUUUUGGCCUUCGUUUUCACCAGAUCAACAAUGGUACAUUGAGACAAACCCUUUCUGUGGGGAAAUUAAAACCACCAAGCCCACCCAACAAUAAUGAUGCACCUAAGGUGAUCCAGAAGAAAGAACCUGCCACGGUACUACAGAAGACUAUAGAGCCGCAGAAACAACAAGACGCCGAAGAAAUUACAGCUACUCCUGGGAUCGUUCGAAUCGUGCUGGAAAGCAUUGCCGAAGAGACGGGUGUUGAAAUGUCGGAGCUAACCGAUGAAACUGCAGUGGCUGACCUCGGUGUCGACUCUAUCAUGGCCAUUGAGGUAACCUCUAGAGUGACCAAUGCCACAGGUAUGGACCUCCUUCCGUCAUUCCUGAUGGAGCAUCCUACAAUUGGCGACAUACGUCGCGCGUUUGGUACAGCAUCGCCGUCCACGCCCAAUUCCGAGUCCGGCUCACUUAACGAUGACACACCGGAAUCUUCGAUCAGCUCAGAAGAUGCUACGGAGCUUGUUAAUAAUGACUUGAAAGUGGAGAAGCUCGACGUACCGGUUGGUCCAGAGGAGAUCCGCGAGACCUCAAUAGUGACGUCCCAGAAAAAGGAUCGUGAUGAUGACUCUUCUCCUGCCCCCAGAGUCAGAAUCACGUUGCUACAUGGCCGUCCAGCUAAGAAUCGUCAAGGUCAACACGCCCCGCCGCCAUUUUAUAUGAUUGCUGACGGCACGGGCACAAUUGCGAGUUACAUCCAUAUUCCUGCAUUCAUCAAUUCUCAGAUGCCAUUUUACGGAAUCGACUCACCUUUCCUCCAUUGUCCGAGUAGACUAACAGUCGAGGUGGGCAUUUCGGGCAUUGCCAAGCUUAUUGUGAAGGCGAUGGUCGAUAAACAGGCUAAAGGAGUACCCUUUUGGGUUGGAGGGUUUUCCGGUGGAGCCAUGAUUGCUUACGAGGUUUGCCGCCAAUUGUCCGCAGCUGGACACGUUGUCGAAGGUCUUCUGCUCAUCGAUAUGUGCUCUCCGCGUUCUACGAAAGUGCAUGACAACAUCGAUCUCGGGUUGGUCAUGUUCGACUCUAUAUCCAGCAAAGAUGAUAGUGGCAUCUGGAACUCAACCAACAGAACCCAUCAACACCUCAACGCGGUGUUUGCCUGCGUCGCUGAAUACAAUCCGACGCCUCUACAGGCCGGAGAGCGACCGCCAGCGGAAUACACGUCCGUCAUCUGGGCGCAGAAGGGCCACCUUGAACGAGCCCACAAUCCUCGACUUUUGCAGUUGAUGGCCGAUCAGGGUAUCCCUACUGAGGCCUAUCCUGGGUUCAUGGAGGAUCCUAAAAUGGGCGCUGUUGCGUGGAGUCUGCUCAACAAGACCAGUGCAGACCUCGGGCCUAAUGGCUGGGAAAGAUAUGUCGGGAAGGAAAAGCUCUUGUGCCUGUCUAUUCUAGCCGACCACCUCCAGAUGCCCACUCCCGGUUAUGUGCACUUGCUUGGUGAGGCUAUGGAGCAAUCUUUUUCAUACUUCAGACAAGCAGCGAAACAAUAG
Messenger RNA from Talaromyces rugulosus, 6300 nucleotides. RefSeq lists its product as uncharacterized. The transcript has a single exon. Gene Ontology annotation, molecular function: fatty acid synthase activity; 3-oxoacyl-[acyl-carrier-protein] synthase activity; phosphopantetheine binding. Bases 1 to 6300 code for a protein of 2099 amino acids. Gene Ontology annotation, biological process: secondary metabolite biosynthetic process; fatty acid biosynthetic process. The record is from RefSeq and is a predicted model, not a curated record. NCBI's taxonomy places the organism in Eukaryota, Fungi, Ascomycota, Eurotiomycetes, Eurotiales, Trichocomaceae.